AUGGAAACAAGUACACCCGAAAAGGAUCCUCGCUCCAGAUUAGCUGAUCAAAUUCUCAACGCCGGUAAGCGAGCGUUCGAUCCAUCGUCCGACAUUGCUUCUCGAGCAGCCGCCCAAGGAGAGUUUCAACAGCUCAUUGAUGAGAAUGGCUCUUGGAACUUACUCCCUGUCUUGAACGCCUUGAUCAAGCCAAACGUCGUGCCAUCAUGGCUCCGACCAGAGCUGAUGAAGAUCUUGACCCUGGUUCCUCUUCGGCCUGAUGGCGUGAGAGGAACCAUGGAGUUUAUCUUCUCGGUACACCCGAGCAGCACCCUCAAGGCAUCCGAGGCAGCCACUCCUCAAAAGAAAGGCGCCAACAUCACCCAGGAGGCCAUGGCUGUUGCCACCCGCAUUCUCACCUCCCCGCCCGCAACCGUCCCACCUGAAAAUUGGUUCUCCAAGAUUGCACCCCAGUUGAUCGUGCUGCUGGACGGAAACGAAGGCGCGGAGCUGAGUGUAGCAGCGGCACAGAUUAUUAUGUUUGGAGUGCUGGGUAGAAAACAAUUUGGCGCUCCCGGUACACCUGGUUGGAACGUCUUUGUUGAGCCUCUCUUGCACAGCUUGGAUCCAUCUCGCGAGGCCAAAAAUACUGCGCCGCGAAUUAAAACUGAAGAAGCCGAGAUUGUUGAUUUGAGUGAAAAGGCCGUAUUAGUUACUGCUGAAGACCUCUUCACAACCCUUCGCCGCAUGUCGUCGAUGAUAAACUCCACACCAUAUCCAGCACAGACCAGAAGAAUUCUCGACCCAAUCCUGGCUCAGCUAUGGGCCAUAUCAUGUCAGAGCAAGAACAACCCAAAAACCGAGGAUCGUUACUCGAAGCUCGCGAGAUCGCUGCUCCAUACGUUUCUGAAGUUGAGUGCGUCCGUGUCGAAGCUACACGAGAUCGUCGAAAACCUGCUGUAUCAAGGAAAUGUUGCAAAAGUGCCACAGUGGCGAUAUCAGUCGUCAUCUGACGGCGGCCUUCAAAUAUGUGCCAUACCGCUUGGUCAAGCAUCGCAGGUGCCAGAUAUAGACUGGACUGAGAUCCAAGCUCGCUCUGAAGCCUUCAUACGUCUCCUGACGGCGAGUUGCACAUCAGAAGAGACGUCAUCUUUUUUCUUGGAGCUCCUUAGCCGGUGGUUCCAAUCGACAGUGUCGGCCCAAAAACCAGAGAUUAUCACUAAAAUAGAUGAUAGCCAGGCUCAGGAUGACGUCAAACAACUUCUAGAGAUUACGAUCUUGCAGCAAAUGCUGGAGCAAAUUCCGGACAAGCUGAUCAGCCGCGUCACACAAGUGACGGAGCUCGUGGCUCAGAUUCUGGACCCCAGCGGCCUCCAGGACCAGUCUGACGACAUCAUCGCGGUAGCUCUAAGCUUGCUCAACUUGGUCAUCACAGCCCCGAGUUUCAAAAAGUCUGGUCUCAAAGCCGAAGUUCUGCAAUCCCUUGAGACAUCCCUUGCCAAACUUGCCGCGGCGGGCCGCCCCGAGGUAUCUUCUACGGCGAAGAACCUGUCCCUUCUACUUGAAUACCGCGAGGCUAUUGAUCCCACAGAAAAGGGUGCAUUUGUGCCCACUGAUAGGCAAGUUGAGGACAGGAGAACGUACAAGCUUGCGCUGGAGUACAUUACUCAAGCAGACAAUCCGCCGCCGAUUCGCUCCGAGGGAAUCAACCUGAUAUCCGGCCUAGUGGCCUCUGAUAGUUCUGUCUUGGAUGUGCAAGCCACCCUCGUUCUCCUUUCGUCUUUGCUUCAAGACAGCGAGGACUUCAUCAAUCUCCGGGUUGUUAAGCUCUUGACACGAUUGGCGAAUAAGCACCCCAAGGCAACCACGCAGGAAAUUCUUGAACACUACCUGGAUGCGAAAGAAACCUCGUCGACGGAUGUCCGCUUACGCUUCGGAGAGGCACUGGUACAAGUGAUUGAGCGCCUCGGCGAGACUUUCGCCGAUGAUGUCGCAAGGCGCGUGUCUGAAACGUUGCUGUCGAUUGCCGGAAGGCGAGGUUAUCGACCCAAGACGGAGGCGAGGCAAUCUCGCGAAAAACGCCUUCAGGACGUGAAGAAAAAACAGGCGGAAGACGCUUGGGGAGGAGAUGUUCCAGAUCUUGGUGAUGAUUUUACCGAGGAAGAGGCGGCCAAGAACGAGAUACUUACCCAGAUUGUCGAGGGCUGGGAGAGCAAGAGAGGCAGCGAAGACGUCCGCAUGCGAGCCUCUGCCCUUUCUAUUUUUUCUGUGGGCCUUGAGACCAAUAUUGCUGGCAUUGGGCCAGACCUUGUUUCAAUCGCAGUCGACCUCUGCAUCAAUGUUCUCGCCUUGGAACGAGAAAUCGAGAAGGGCAUCAUCCGGCGUGCAGCCAUCUUGGUUAUUCUGGGAUUCGUCAAGGCCCUCGAUUCUGCGAAACAAUCCGGUCGGAAGCUCGGUUUCGGAUUGACUGAUCAGAGCCGGGAGGAUAUCACAAGGACUCUGAAAUACGUCGCAGUAACGGAUAAUGAUGGUCUAGUACAGCAGCACGCGCGAGAUGUUAUCGAGAGCUUGGAAAAUUGGCAAUUGUCUUCAAUGGUUGCGUCGGGAUACCAUACCGCAGAGCCGAGCAUUGGGCGACUGGCAGGCUUGACCAUCGACCAAGACCGAUCACUGCCUUCUGUCAGUACGAAGCGUCCUAGAAUAGAAGAAAUCGAGUAG
Colletotrichum orchidophilum is the source of this 2697-nucleotide messenger RNA. RefSeq lists its product as uncharacterized. The coding region runs from base 1 to 2697 and encodes 898 amino acids. NCBI's taxonomy places the organism in Eukaryota, Fungi, Ascomycota, Sordariomycetes, Glomerellales, Glomerellaceae. Gene Ontology annotation, biological process: protein secretion. The transcript is spliced from 3 exons. The record is from RefSeq and is a predicted model, not a curated record.